This is a messenger RNA of Zingiber officinale, 2080 nucleotides long. RefSeq names its product formin-like protein 20. The coding region runs from base 99 to 1712 and encodes 537 amino acids. NCBI's taxonomy places the organism in Eukaryota, Viridiplantae, Streptophyta, Magnoliopsida, Zingiberales, Zingiberaceae. The transcript has a single exon. The record is from RefSeq and is a predicted model, not a curated record.
ACGCUCCAAUCAUCAUUUCAUUGAAAAGCUUCCAGCGAACGCUUAGCCAACCACCCACCGCCAUCGAAACAGAAAGCGAGCUUUACGCCUUUACUCCCAUGGAAGGAGAACGAGCCGAUCCUCCACCUCCGACGAUCAAGCCGUGGGGUUUGCUAGUCCCUUUCUCCAUCUUCCUACUCCUCUUCCUCCCUUCCUUCCUUUCUUCUUCCUCCUCCUCCCGCCCCGCCUUCAUACGCACCGGAUGGGAUGCCCUCAACUUCGUCCUCGUCGUCUUCGCGAUUCUCUGCGGCGUCCUGGCCCGCCGGAGCGACGACGUCCAGGGUUCUCCUCCCGCAUCCUCCCCCAAGGCCUGGAUCAGCGACCCCCCUACGCAGCAGAUUCGUCGGUUGCGCAGCAGCAGCUCCUACCCAGAUCUGAGGCAGGACCCCGCGUGGGGUGACGCUGACGACGGGUGGCGGUACUAUGACGACACGCAGCUGUAUCGCAGGAGGCCGGAGUUACGCGUUCGAGAAAAGCAGCGCCUGGCAGAUUGGACAGGAAAUGUCAUUGAUACGGUUGCUCUCCGGCGGAGCCCUUCUCCGAGGUCGAGAUCUCCGCUUCCUCCUUCGCCUCCUCGUAUGGCGCCGCCGGAGCCGCCGUCGAGGAUGACUGCACAUAAGAUUCCGAACGAUUUGGUAGACAAGGAAGUGAUAGCGGAAAUCAGGCAGGAGCUUUCGCCGUCCUCUCCGCCUGCGGCACAACCGCAUCUGCGACACCGAAGGGGGAGGAGUCUCGAGAAGCUUCCGGAAAGGGAGAUGGAGCGCAAGAGCAACCCCAGAACUCGCCAUCGGAGGAAUAGGACGGUGGAGGAUGUCCGGGAUUGGGAGCUGGAGCAAGCUUAUAAGUUGGGAGGUCAAGAGAACCAAACAUCCUAUUCAGCACCAGGGCCGCCACCUCCGCCACCACCUCCGCCGCCACCUCCUGCGUACAGAAACCCUAAGAAGAGAAGGGGAGGUGGAGCUAAGGAUAUCGCCGCUGCCAUCACUUCAUUCUACCAGAAGAAGAAGAAAGGAAGCAAGUCGAGGAGAAGCCACGAGGAUUUGUCGCACUACAUCGAGUCGGAUUCCUUUGGUCGCCCUCCUGCGCCGCCACCGCCGCCUCCGCCGCCGCCGCCGCCCCCUUCCUCUGUCUUCCGCAACCUUUUUUCUCAUAAGAAGAGUAAGAACCGGAGAAUCCACUCAGCAUCUCCAGUUCCUCCGCCUCCCCCUCCGCCUCCACUUCCCCAAUUUUCAACUCAGGUUUCAAAGAAAACACCACCAUCGACACAUCCACCAACCCACUGCUCAAGCAAGCAAGCACCACCGCCUCCUCCACCUCGUCCUCCUCCACCACCACGACCAAUCUCCUACAAUAGGAAACCGAAGGCUGAUCUUUUUGAUUUCCCAAUCUCUCCUCCAUCUCCCCUACUCCCACCCCCUCCACCGCUGUUCUCGGACAAUGAGGAGGUCAGCACCCACAGCAGAAAAUCCGAUAGCACGGCAACAAACAUGAUGCCGUUCUGCCCAAGCCCUGAUGUUAAUGACAAGGCCGACCUUUUCAUUGCUCAAUUCCGCGAAGGUCUGAAGUUUGAGAAACUGAAUUCAAUUAGAGAGAAGCAACGAGUGGACGACCAGCAGCAAGAAGAAGAAGAGACCAUGAUUUUAGGCAGCCUCUUUGAUGAUGAUCUUAUCUGAAGCAAAUUCAUGCUCCAUUAUCUCAAGUACUUCCAAGGACGAACUUUUACUUUCACAGGUAAUUUCUCAACCAUUGUUUGAUUUGAACUAGUAAAAAAAAAGAGUUAAAGUCUGACUUUUGUCUGUAAAUUGAGUUCUCGUGUGGAUUGGUUUGCAUGCAUUAGGCUUGCACAUUACUGAGUAUAGUAUGUUUUGAGUGUAUAGUGGCAUGACAAAAGAAAAAAGAGGAUGAGAGUACCUAUGCCUUUGUUUUGUUGGCCAGGCUUCUACACUUACACAAUUCAUUGGAUGAGCAGAAAGUGAUUGUUGUUUGCUUUUUUGAUAUAGUCGAAUGCAAUAUAUAUUAAUGAUUGAUUUUGGAUUGGUAA